AGAUGGUAAGGGAGAAUCGAUCUGGGAUCGUUUGACUCACACACGACCGGAAAAAAUUGAAGAUGGUUCCAGCGGUGACAUCGCUUGUGAUAGCUACCAUCAGUGGCAACGCGAUGUGGAGAUGGUUCGCGAGUUGGGAGUCGACUAUUAUCGCUUCUCGAUCGCCUGGGCCCGCAUUAUGCCAACGGGGAUUAGCAAUCAGGUGAACGAGAAAGGCAUCGAGUACUACAACAACCUCAUCAACGAGCUAGUGCGCUACAACAUCACACCGAUGGUGACGCUGUACCAUUGGGAUCUUCCGCAACGGCUCCAGGAGAUGGGUGGCUGGACGAAUCGUGAGAUCGUGAAACACUUCCGGGAGUACGCGCGGGUUGCGUUCGAACAGUUUGGUGAUCGCGUUCAGUUUUGGGCGACCUUUAAUGAACCGAAGCAAACGUGUAAGGAAUCGUACGAGCAGGAUGCAAUGGCACCGGGGUACGAGUUCCCGGGGUUGUACAGCUAUCUGUGCUCCCAUCAUGUGCUGCUUGCGCACGCCGAGGCUGUGGAGUUGUACAGACAACAGUUCCAGAAAGAGCAAAAUGGAGUCAUUGGAUUGGUCGUUGAUACUGCUUGGUACGAGCCUAACACGGAGGCCGAUGUUGAGGCGUCCGAUCGAGCAAUGCAGUUCAAUAUCGGUAUCUACAUGCAUCCGAUCUAUCACGGCAACUAUCCACCGGUGAUGAUCGAACGGAUCGCCAAGCUCAGCCAGGAGCAGGGCUUCGUACACUCUCGGCUGCCCGAGUUCACCCCAGAAGAGAUCGCCAAACUGAAGGGUUCGUCCGAUUACUUCGGGUUCAACGCGUACACGACGCGGCUGGUGUGGCAGAAUGGAGACGCCAAUCCGGGCGAGUACGCGGAACCUUCGUUCGAUCAUGAUCGCGAUGUGUACGAGUACAUUGAUCCCAGCUGGCCCACUUCGGCCUCGCCUUGGCUGCGAGUGUAUCCACGGGGGCUGUACAGUGCGCUCAGGUGGAUUCGGGAUGAAUACGGCAAUCCACCGGUUUGGAUCACGGAGAAUGGUGUCAGCGAUCGGGAUGGAACGUUUGAUGUGCAGCGUGUCGAGUACUUUAACACGUAUCUGGAAGCGGUGCUGGAUGCGAUUGAGGAUGGUUGCGAUGUGCGCGGUUACACGGCCUGGUCACUGAUGGAUAAUUUCGAGUGGCGCACCGGAUACACGCAACGUUUCGGGUUGUACUAUGUCGAUUUUAACGAUCCUGCUCGGCCGCGUUACGCUAAAACAUCGGCGAAGGUGUACGCUAACAUUGUAAAGAGUCGUGCCAUCGAUACAGACUAUCUGCCCGAACCGGAUGUGAUGAUCCCCGGGGCAAAGUGA
Messenger RNA from Anopheles aquasalis, 1372 nucleotides. RefSeq names its product lactase-like protein. Gene Ontology annotation, biological process: carbohydrate metabolic process. Gene Ontology annotation, molecular function: beta-glucosidase activity. NCBI's taxonomy places the organism in Eukaryota, Metazoa, Arthropoda, Insecta, Diptera, Culicidae. The record is from RefSeq and is a predicted model, not a curated record.